Messenger RNA from Symbiodinium natans, 1608 nucleotides. The record is from the annotation of a GenBank genome assembly. Lineage: Eukaryota; Dinophyceae; Suessiales; Symbiodiniaceae.
AUGAAGGGCACCGCAACGGACAAGGGCCCAGCAAGACAUAACUACCAUCGUUACUACGAAAAGUGGCUGGCACCAUUCCAGCACAAGCCUGGGUUCAAACUCGCAGAGAUCGGCGCUGAAAGAGGCGGGUCACUCCAUGCUUGGAGCAGAUACUUCUCGCAAGCUGCCGUAAUAUGUGGCAUAGCAUAUGGUCACCUAAGUGAGAAUGUAGAAAGCAAGGCUACCUCUUGGGACAAGGUUGUGGUGCUUCGGGGAGACCAGUCGAAGCGCGAAACCAUGCAGUUGCUUCUUGACAAGGGCCCGUGGGAUGUGAUUAUCGACGAUGGGUCGCAUGAUCCACCUCACAUGGUGUACAGCUUCUUUGCAUUGUGGUCAGCGGUCAAUCCGGGUGGUCUCUAUGUGGUGGAAGACCUGGAGACCAACUACUGGCCCGACGGCAAGAAAGGCUACGAGAACUACAUACGCGGCAAUGGGGUCAUGAAUGGACCAGAUCUGUCUGCUGUGGCCAAAUUCAAACAAUUUAUAGAUGUACUGCACCGCCGCCAGAUUGGAGCUCCUGAAAUGAGCAUCAUGGAAGGUGACGACAAGAUUUGCUCCAUCGAGUGGGGUAUGAACCUCGUUGCCUUCAAGAAGUGCAGCACCGAAGAAGCCAAGCAAAGUCCAAAGUUUUUGCGAGAAAACUACGAUAAGGCGAUCAUGAGGAAGUGGAUUGAAGAUGCCAAAGCAACCAAUCCUACCAUGGACUCUCCGUAUCUCCCUUCGGCAAGCUCCACGUCCUUUCCAGCUCUAGUUGGCAGCCCCGUCACAUCCAUCAGUCUUCUUGAAGCGAUGAAGGGCACCGCAACGGACAAGGGCCCAGCAAGACAUAACUACCAUCGUUACUACGAAAAGUGGCUGGCACCAUUCCAGCACAAGCCUGGGUUCAAACUCGCAGAGAUCGGCGCUGAAAGAGGCGGGUCACUCCAUGCUUGGAGCAGAUACUUCUCGCAAGCUGCCUUAAUAUGUGGCAUAGCAUAUGGUCACCUAAGUGAGAAUGUAGAAAGCAAGGCUACCUCUUGGGACAAGGUUGUGGUGCUUCGGGGAGACCAGUCGAAGCGCGAAACCAUGCAGUUGCUUCUUGACAAGGGCCCGUGGGAUGUGAUUAUCGACGAUGGGUCGCAUGAUCCACCUCACAUGGUGUACAGCUUCUUUGCAUUGUGGUCAGCGGUCAAUCCGGGUGGUCUCUAUGUGGUGGAAGACCUGGAGACCAACUACUGGCCCGACGGCAAGAAAGGCUACGAGAACUACAUACGCGGCAAUGGGGUCAUGAAUGGACCAGAUCUGUCUGCUGUGGCCAAAUUCAAACAAUUUAUAGAUGUACUGCACCGCAUCAUGGAAGGUGACGACAAGAUUUGCUCCAUCGAGUGGGGUAUGAACCUCGUUGCCUUCAAGAAGUGCAGCACCGAAGAAGCCAAGCAAAGUCCAAAGUUUUUGCGAGAAAACUACGAUAAGGCGAUCAUGAGGAAGUGGAUUGAAGAUGCCAAAGCAACCAAUCCUACCAUGGACUCUCCGUAUCUCCCUUCGGCAAGCUCCACGUCUGCUAGAGGCCAUGAGGCCAUAAGGCCAUGA